This is a messenger RNA of Triticum turgidum subsp. durum (durum wheat), 5193 nucleotides long. The record is from the annotation of a GenBank genome assembly. NCBI's taxonomy places the organism in Eukaryota, Viridiplantae, Streptophyta, Magnoliopsida, Poales, Poaceae.
AUGUCUGGGCCGAACGGCGCGCGGAUGAAGAGCAUGCUCGCGGGUCUCCGCGCCGACGGGGAGGAGGGGCGCCAGGUUGAGGCACUCACGCAGCUCUGCGAGAUGCUGUCCAUCGGCACGGAGGACACCCUCGCGGGCUUCUCAGUGGACUCGUUCGUGCCUGUUCUGGUCGGGCUGCUCAACCAUGAGAGCAACCCCGACAUCAUGCUGCUCGCCGCGCGGGCCCUGACCCACCUCUGCGACGUGCUUCCGUCGUCCUGCUCUGCCGUUGUGCACUAUGGCGCCGUGGCAUGCUUCUGCGCCCGGCUUCUCACCAUUGAAUAUAUGGACCUUGCUGAGCAGUCCUUACAAGCACUCAAGAAGAUAUCCCAGGAGCAUCCAACUGCCUGCUUGAGGGCUGGCGCGCUAAUGGCAGUGCUAUCGUAUCUUGACUUCUUCUCCACCGGUGUUCAAAGAGUUGCGUUAUCUACAGCUGCCAAUAUGUGUAGGAAGCUUCCUUCAGACGCCUCAGAUUUUGUAAUGGAAGCGGUUCCACUGCUAACAAAUCUUCUGAACUACCAUGAUGCAAAAGUGCUGGAACAUGCUUCUGUUUGCCUGACUCGUAUAGCAGAAUCGUUUGCUUCAUCCCCAGAGAAAUUGGAUCAAUUGUGCAAUUAUGGAUUGGUUGCACAAGCUGCUAGCUUAAUAGCUGUUAGCAACUCAGCGGGACAAGCAUCACUGAGUACAUUAACAUAUACAGGAGUAAUUCGUGUUCUGUCAAUAUGUGCAAGUGGAUCUUCAUUGGCAGCUAAAACACUCCUCCUCCAUGGAAUUAGCGGCACACUUAAAGAUAUCCUUUCAGGUUCUGGUUUGGUUGCUGGUACAACUGUAUCCCCCACUAGGCCAGCUGAUCAGAAUAUUCAAAAUUUGGAAGAAAGUUGCAUGCUGGAUACUUAUUCUGUGUAUAAUAAUUUGCCAAAUGUUUCCCGUGCUCGUGCUGUUUGUGCAGUCCUGCAAGCUAUAACAAUGUAUGAAAUUGUGAACCUUGCCGACGAAUUGCUUCCUCCUCUACCUGCUGGAACCAUUUCUUUACCAGCGCAUUCCCAUGUUUUUAUGAAAGGCUCUUCUGUAAAGAAACCUGGUUCUAGCAAGCAAGGCGAGUCUGGUUCAACAGAUAUUAAAGUCUCGGGUCGGGAGAAGUUAUUGCGUGAUCAGCCUGAACUUCUCCAGCAAUUUGGCAUGGACAUAUUACCUACCAUGACACAGGUGUAUGGCUCCAGUGUAAAUGGACCAAUACGUCAUAAAUGCUUAUCUGUCAUUGCUAAAUUAAUGUAUUACAGCUCAGCGGAAAUGAUCGAAAUUCUCCAUGGCACAACAAACAUAUCCAGCUUCUUAGCUGGCAUCUUAGCUUGGAAAGAUCCACAUGUGUUGGUUCCCGCUCUCCAGAUAGCUGACAUUCUGAUGGAAAAGCUCCCUGGGACAUUUUCGAAGAUGUUUGUGAGGGAAGGUGUUGUUCAUGCUGUAGAAUCGCUUAUAUGCCAGGAAAUCUCUAGUCCAAUGCUUUUUCAAGUACCACAGCAGGACAAGGAUAUUGAUUCUGGUAUAUGUACAUCUUCACGUUCAAGACGCAGCCGCCGGCGCAGCAGUGCUGGGAAUACUGAUAAUAAUUCCUUGGAUGAACCAAAGGGUUCCCAUACUACUAUUGCCAAUUCACCACCAAGCACGCUAGAAGGUCCAAAUACUAGUAUUCGUGCUUCAGUUAGUGAUCGUGCGAAGUCAUUCAAAGAUAAGUACUUCCCCUCUGAACCCGGCUCAAGUGAUAUUGCAGUUACUGAUGACCUUUUGAAGCUACGGGCACUCUGUGCAAAAUUAAAUGCCACUGCGGACACUGUUAAAACAAAAGCCAAGGGGAAAUCAAAGUCACUGGGAGGUGAUGAUUUUGAUAUCUUAUGCAAUGUCGAGGAACAGUUAGACGACAUCAUAGACAAAAUAUUGUCUGAGCUUAGCAAUGGGGAUGGGGUUUCCACGUUUGAGUUUAUUGGGAGUGGAGUUAUCUCAGCAUUGCUUAACUAUUUGUCUUGUGGAACCUUUGGAAAGGAAAAGGUGUCCGAAGCAAACCUACCCAAGUUGCGUCACCUGGCACUCAGGCGAUAUAAAGCAUUUAUAUAUGUUGCCCUUCCAAAUGAUGCGGUAGGGAAUCAAACUCCAAUGGCAUUCUUAGUUCAAAAACUGCAAAGCGCGUUGUCUUCGCUGGAACGGUUCCCAGUUGUGAUUAGCCAUUCUGGAAGGACGUCCAGUUUGGGAGGAUCUCGUCCAUCCUCUGGAUUAAGUGCUCUAUCCCAGCCCCUGAAGUUGCGCCUGUGUCGAGCAACAGGUGAAAAAACGCUCAAGGAUUAUUCAUCCAAUAUAGUUCUUAUUGAUCCCUUGGCAAGUUUAGCAGCCGUUGAAGAUUUCCUUUGGCCUAGAAUCCAGCGUAGCGAGUCAAUAUCUUAUCCUGCAGUAUCAUCUGGAAAGAAUUCUGAAUCUGUGGCACCUAGUGCAACAGCACCAGUGGCUUCGUCAACUCAAUCUGUCCGGCGGCCCUCAACUAGGUCGAAAUCAUUGGCUGAUGCUGAUUCUGCAACUAAGAAGGAUAUUCAGGAGGGGAGCGGAAACACAUCCAAGGGAAAAGGCAAAGCUGUUGUUAAGUCGACGUCCGAUGAACCAAAAGGACCACAUACUAGGACUGCGGCACGCAGAAAAGUUGCUUCACAGAAAGAUGCAGAAGUGAAGCCACCACACAGUCACAGUAGCUCAGAGGACGAAGAACUGGGCGCAUCUCCCUUUGAGGCUGAUGAUGCUUUGAUGCUUGGUGAUGACGAUGAUGAUGUUUCAGAUGAUGAAGAUGAUGAUCAUGAGGUUCUACGUGGGUCUCUUCCUGACUGUGUUCCAGAGAGUGUUCAUGAUGUAAAACUGGCAGAUGCUGAUGGAUCUAGUAUUGCCUCAAUAGCAAGUGAUAACCAGGCACAACCCUCAUCUGGCUCCAGCAUAAAACAUACUUUUAGUAGCAGGGGAGCAGGUUCUGUUGAACUUAGAAAUCCAAGCACACUUGGUUCGCGGGGCGCGAUGUCGUUUGCUGCAGCUGCCAUGGCUGGGCUUGCUUCUGUUGGUAGUCGUGGUAUCAGAGGUAGCCAGGAUAGGCGUGGCCUUCCACUUGGAACUAGUGCACAUGAGCAUUCGAACAAAUUGAUUUUUACAGCUGGCGGCAAGCAGCUUAGCAAGCAUUUGACCGUAUAUCAAGCUAUGCAACAGCAAGUAGUUCAUGAUGAGGAUGAUGAGGAAAGGCUAGGUGGUUCUGAUUUACCCAAUGAUGGAAGCCGUCUCUGGGGUGAUAUGUUCACUAUAACAUAUCAAAAGGCUGAUAACGAAGUGGAUAGGGAAUCAACCAGAGGUUCAUCUUUAGUGCUGAAAUCGUCCAAAUCAGAACUUUGCAGAGCUACAUCUCAAGAACAAUGUACUUCUCUUCUUGAUAGCAUUUUGCAAGGAGAACUUCCUUGUGAUAUUGAGAAAUCGACCCAAACUUAUAAUAUUUUAGCACUAUUGCGUGUAUUGGAGGGAUUGAAUCAGCUAUCUCCUCGUCUGAGACUACAGGCAACCUGUGAUGAUUUUAUAGAGGGAAAAGUUGGUACCCUGGAUGGGUUAUAUGGCACCGGAGCUAAGUUACCCUCAGAGGAGUUUAUCAGCAGUAAGUUGACACCAAAGCUUGCUCGGCAAAUUCAGGAUGUUCUUGCACUCUGCAGUGGUAGUUUACCUUCUUGGUGUUAUCAGAUGACCAAAGCUUGUCCAUUUCUGUUUCCUUUUGAAACAAGAAGACAACACUUCUACUCCACAGCUUUUGGGUUAUCUAGGGCAUUGAAUCGUCUUCAGCAACAACAGGGUGAUAAUAAUAGCUCAGCGACUGAAAGAGAAGUCCGGAUUGGUAGAUUGCAACGCCAGAAAGUUCGUGUUUCUCGUAACCGGAUCCUGGAUUCUGCUGCCAAAGUAAUGGAGAUGUUCUCCAAUCAGAAGGCUGUUCUUGAAGUUGAAUACUUUGGUGAAGUGGGAACUGGACUUGGUCCAACUUUGGAGUUCUACACCCUCUUAAGUCAUGACCUGCAAAGGGUUGGCUUGGGAUUAUGGAGAUCUGAUUCUGAUUCUUUAGAAGCUAAAAAACUUGAUUCGCAUUCACCUGCUGAUAGCAGGAACUUGGUACAAGCACCUCUUGGCUUGUUCCCUCGGCCUUGGCCACCUAGUACUGCUUCUUCAGAGGGUAGUAAAUUCUUCAAAGUUGUUGAGUAUUUCCGCUUAGUUGGUCGAAUCAUGGCAAAAGCAUUGCAAGAUGGAAGGCUUCUUGAUUUGCCUUUGUCAACAGCAUUUUAUAAGCUUCUACUUGGACAGGAACUUGAUUUGUACGACAUACUAUCUUUUGAUGCUGAGUUUGGUAAAAUACUUCAAGAGUUGCAAGUUCUUGUUGAACGCAAGCGAUAUCUGGAGUCCUGCUCUAGUCAUAGUCAACAGAUAGAAGAAUUGGGCUUUCGUGGUGCUCCUAUUGAAGACCUAUGCUUAGAUUUUACUCUUCCGGGCUAUCCAGAUUUUGUUCUGAAGGAAGGUGAAGAAAAUACAGUGGUCUGCAUUUACAACUUAGAAGAGUACAUUUCGCUGGUAGUGGAUGCUACACUUAAGGCUGGAAUAAUGCGCCAAGUAGAAGCAUUCAAAGCUGGAUUUAAUCAGGUAUUUGAUAUAUCAUCACUCCAAAUAUUUUCUCCUCAAGAGCUUGACUAUCUCAUUUGUGGUCGACGGGAACUUUGGGAGCCGGAGACGCUGGUCGAACAUAUAAAGUUUGAUCAUGGUUAUACCUCGAAGAGUCCAGCAAUUGUCAAUCUACUUGAGAUCAUGACGGAAUUUACUCCGGAGCAACAACAUGCAUUCUGCCAGUUUGUGACUGGUGCUCCUCGGCUUCCACCUGGUGGCUUAGCCUCCCUAAAUCCUAAGCUGACUAUCGUUAGGAAGCACUCCUCGACUGCGGCGAAUACUUCAAAUGCAGCUGGAGCAGCAGAGUCUGCAGAUGACGAUCUGCCUAGUGUCAUGACUUGUGCCAACUAUCUUAAACUUCCGCCAUACUCGACAAAGGAGGUUAUGCACAAGAAGCUGCUUUAUGCUAUCAACGAAGGCCAGGGGUCGUUUGAUCUUUCAUAG